This is a messenger RNA of Meriones unguiculatus (Mongolian gerbil), 3348 nucleotides long. RefSeq names its product zinc finger protein 341 (gene Znf341). Gene Ontology annotation, biological process: regulation of transcription by RNA polymerase II. The record is from RefSeq and is a predicted model, not a curated record. Bases 191 to 2743 code for a protein of 850 amino acids. Gene Ontology annotation, cellular component: nucleus. The transcript is spliced from 15 exons. Gene Ontology annotation, molecular function: RNA polymerase II transcription regulatory region sequence-specific DNA binding; DNA-binding transcription factor activity, RNA polymerase II-specific. Lineage: Eukaryota; Metazoa; Chordata; Mammalia; Rodentia; Muridae.
GGUCGGUGUCAUCGUUGGGAGGUGGUGGUCCGUGUCGAAUUGGCCGGCGGGACGGCGGAGCCAGCCGCGUUUCCGGGGCAGGGGGUGCGGCGCCGGCUCCCGGGCGCCCCCUGGCGGCCCCGGCCGCGCCACGGUUCCCACAAUGCUCGCGUAGCCCCGCUCCCACUCCCCGGGCGGCGGCAGCUCCAAGAUGGCGCAGGCGAUCUUCGAGGCCCUGGAGGGAAUGGACAAUCAGACUGUUCUGGCUGUCCAGUCAUUGUUGGAUGGCCAAGGAGCAGUCCCUGAUCCAACAGGACAAAGUGUCAGUGCACCACCUGCCAUCCAGCCACUGGAUGACGAGGACGUCUUUCUCUGCGGGAAGUGUAAGAAGCAGUUCAACUCACUGCCGGCCUUUAUGACCCACAAGCGUGAACAGUGCCAGGGGAACGCCCCUGCCCUGGCCACGGUCUCGCUGGCUACCAACAGCAUCUACACACCUUCAGCAGCACCUGCUGCCGUCCCGCAAGCCCCGCCUCCUGCCAACCGUCAGAUCUCCACAUACAUCACAGUGCCCCCGUCGCCACUGAUUCAGACUCUGGUGCAAGGGAACAUCUUGGUGAGCGAUGACGUGCUCAUGUCUGCCAUGUCAGCCUUUACAUCCCUGGACCAGCCCAUGCCACAGGGGCCCCCACCUGUGCAGAACAGCUUGAACAUGCAUCCCGUGCCCAACUACCUCCCCCAGCCUCCACCGCCUCCUCCCCCACCUCCCCCCCUGCCCCCGCCCCCCCAGCCUCCCCCUCCCCCACCGCAGACCCUGGGCCCUUCUGGGCGCCCCAACCCCGUCGGGAACCCCGUCGGGAACAGUGUGGUGGGAGUGUACAGUGCAGCCGCUCCCAUGGCGGGGAACGGGACGGUGGAGAUUCAGGCCCUGGGGAUGCAGCCCUACCCGCCCCUGGAGGUGCCAAACCAGUGUGUGGAGGCUCCCGUGUACCCUCCACCCCCCGUGUACAGCCCUGGCAAGCAGGAAUUCAAACCAAAAGGACCCAGCACCACGGCCCCCAUGGCCAGUGCAGCUGGGAGCACAGUAGCCACUUUUGACUCUCCACCGACGCUGAAGACCCGACGUGCUAAAGGUGCUGGCGGAGCCCCAGAAGCCGCAGGGAAGCCAAAGGCUCAGAAACUCAAAUGCUCCUAUUGUGACAAGUCAUUCACCAAAAACUUUGAUCUUCAGCAACACAUCCGAAGCCACACAGGGGAAAAGCCCUUCCAGUGCAUUGCAUGUGGCCGAGCCUUCGCCCAGAAAUCUAAUGUCAAGAAGCACAUGCAGACUCAUAAGGUGUGGCCUCCAGGGCGCAGUGGUGGCACCGUCUCCCGGAACUCUGUGACGGUACAGGUCAUGGCUUUGAACCCCAGCAGGCAAGAAGAGGAAGAUGCAGGGUUGGGCCAGACCCUGCCCAGCAGCGCACAGCCCCAGGCCUUGCCCGAGGCAGGUGAAGAUGAAGGUGACAAGCCAGAGGCCAAGCAGGUGGUCCUCAUCGACAGCUCCUACCUGUGUCAGUUCUGCCCUAGCAAGUUCAGCACCUACUUCCAGCUCAAGUCUCACAUGAUCCAGCACAAGAAGGAGCAGGUGUACAAGUGUGUGGUCAAAAGCUGUGCCCAGAUGUUCCCCAAGCUGGAUACCUUUCUGGAGCACAUCAGAAGCCACCAGGAGGAGCUGAGCUACCGCUGCCAUCUCUGUAGCAAGGACUUCCCCUCGCUGUAUGACCUGGGCGUGCACCAGUACUCCCACAGUCUCCUGCCGCAGCACAGCCCCAAGAAGGACAGCACCGUCUACAAGUGUGUCAAGUGUGUCAACAAAUACUCCACUCCUGAGGCCUUGGAGCACCAUGUUCAGACGGCCACUCAUAGCUUCCCCUGCCCGCACUGCCAGAAGGUCUUCCCUUGCGAACGCUACCUGCGGCGUCACUUACCCACGCACGGCAGCGGCGGCCGGUUCAGGUGCCAGAUCUGUAAGAAGUUCUUCCGGAAGGAACACUACCUCAAGCUCCAUGCCCACAUCCACUCAGGUGAGAAGCCCUACAAAUGCUCAGUGUGCGAGUCUGCAUUCAACCGCAAGGACAAGUUGAAGAGGCAUAUGCUGAUCCACGAGCCCUUCAAGAAGUACAAAUGCCCCUUCUCGAUGCACACGGGCUGCAGUAAGGAGUUCAACCGGCAGGACAAGCUGAAAGCACACAUCCUCUCCCACGCCGGCCUGAAGCUCCACAAGUGUGGGCUGUGCAGCAAGUCCUUCAGCCGCCGCGCCCACCUGGCAGAGCACCAACGCGCGCACACGGGCAACUACAAGUUCCGCUGUGCAGGCUGUGCCAAGGGCUUCUCAAGACACAAAUACCUCAAGGAUCACCGCUGCCGCUUGGGCCCCACGAAGGAUAAGGACCUGCAAGCCCGGCGGCCUCCUCGGAGGAGGGCAGCCCCACGUGGUGGCGGCAGCAUUGUCGGCGUGCACAAGGAGGAGAGCCCCAUGCCCGACCCAUUGGGACUGGAGGAUCUGAAGGCCGCAGGGCCCGCGCCCGAGGCUGCCCCUGGCAAGCCUCCCUUCGAGCAGGAUGCCGUGCUCUCCAUCGUGGUGGGUGGAGACCCGGAGCUGGUGGUGCCUGGGCACACGGAGGGUCUGGGCUCCAACCUGGCGCUGGCCGAGCUGCAGACUGGGACGGAGGGAGCGUGCGCCAUGCUUGCCGUCCCUGUCUACAUCCAGGCCUCAGAGUGAGCAGGCUGGGCCUUCCAGAGGGGCCCCUGGCACAAGCCCUUUCGGAAGUUACUGUGUCAUCCUCGUCCCACGGCCGUCCUCCUAUGCCCCGCGAUCAUCUGGGGAGCCCCGUAGCACUCACAGGGUCUGAGGCAGGCGCCGCAGCUCCAGAGCACAGCAGCAGGAAGAGAGAUGGCCAGAGCAUGAGGUGAUGGAGGCUGGUACUUGGGCCUCCUCCAAGAGAAGGCAGAGUGGUCCCCCCCCACCUAAAGAGGCCUCAGGUCAGGCUGUUCUUCAGGAUGCUAGCUGGAUGUGGCUGGAGUCCUUGUGUCUUGAACCAGAACACUUCCUGGUGGCGUGACUGUGUGUGAGAGGCGCGUAGCUUGGGGCUUAGACUGGAGCUACCAGGCAACCUGGCUUCAGGCUCACCAGUGUGACCUGGAGCACUUCACCUCCGUGCUCCAUGUCCCUCCCCUGUACCACAGGACUUCCUGUAGCACUACCUCCUAGAGUGUCCGAGGACAUAGUAUGUUGAAAUGUGCAAAGGGCUGGGCACAGCAGCCAUGGCCUGGAAAGUGCUCAGUAAAUCUCAAUAAAUGUGUUUACCAACGACGCGCGUCCAAACC